Messenger RNA from Musa acuminata AAA Group (dessert banana), 3799 nucleotides. Its product is annotated as conserved oligomeric Golgi complex subunit 1. Gene Ontology annotation, biological process: intra-Golgi vesicle-mediated transport. Gene Ontology annotation, cellular component: Golgi apparatus; COG complex. NCBI's taxonomy places the organism in Eukaryota, Viridiplantae, Streptophyta, Magnoliopsida, Zingiberales, Musaceae. The transcript is spliced from 7 exons. Bases 53 to 3304 code for a protein of 1083 amino acids. The record is from RefSeq and is a predicted model, not a curated record.
GCUAACUUCCCCCUCCCUCCGUUUCCCCCCCCCACCCCUCAGAUCCGUCCCCAUGCGAUCACCUCCGCCGCCGGAGGCUGGCGGCGGUGCCCACGACGCCGAGUCCCUUUUCCGGUCGAAGUCGAUCCCUGAGAUCCGUGCCGGGGAGGCGGCGACGCGGCGGGAGAUCAAGGCUAAGGAGGAGGAGCUCCGCCAACUCGUCGGCGAGAGUUACCGCGACCUCAUCGACUCCGCCGACUCCAUCCUCCUCAUCCGCUCUUCCUGCGAGUCCAUUGACUCCAACCUCGCCGCCAUCGACGCUGCCGUCGGCUCCCUCUCCGCCCCUGCAGCCGCCCCCGUCCUCAGCCCCAACCCCGCACGCGCCCGCGUCUAUGGCAUCGCGUCCAGGGUCAAGUACCUCGUCGACACCCCCGAAAACAUCUGGGGCUGCCUCGACGAGUCCAUGCUCCUCGAGGCCUCCGGGCGGUACCUCCGCGCCAAGGAGGUCCACGGCCUCUUCGCCGACGACGCCGCUGAUCGCGAGGUGCUUGCCAAGUUCCCGCUGCUCCGGCACCAGUGGCAGAUCGUCGAAGGCUUCAAGGCCCAGAUUUCCCAGAGAAGCCGGGAGAGGCUUACGGACCAGGGGCUCACCGUCGCGGCCUAUGCUGAUGCCCUCGCUGCCGCCGCCACCAUUGACGAUCUCGACCCAAAGCAGGUGCUCGGCCUGUUUUUGGACUCCAGGAGGUUGUGGAUCUCGCAGAAGUUGGCGGGUACCUCCUUGGACCCUGAUUCUUCCUCCUGCUUGCUAUGUGAUGUGGUGAGGACGAUUAGAUCUAGUCUGGGGCAAGUGGGCGAGCUCUUUCUUCUCGCAUUGAAUGAAAUGCCGUUGUUCUACAAGAUGGUGCUCGGAUCUCCCCCUGGAACGCAGUUGUUUGGGGCGAUUCCCCAUCCUGAGGAGGAGGUGAGGCUUUGGAAGUCACAUCGGGAGAAAUUGGAAGCAGUCAUGGUUCUUCUUGAGCCAGAGUUCAUUGCUCAGACCUGUUCUUUGUGGUUGAGAAACUGCUGCGAUGAGAUCUUUGGGGUGCUGGCUGGCGGUGCUUAUAUAAUUGAUGCAAUUGCAAGCGGACAAGGGCUUUCGACUGUUGAAAAACUGGUCUGCGAAGCCUUGGAUGAUCGAGGGGACCUGGAGGAUAGCUUGGAGCAGUGGCUGAAGAGUGUUUUUGGCUCCGACAUUGAGUCUCCAUGGAACCAGAUUCGAGGCAUCAUUCUGAAAGAUGGGAAGGAUAUCUUUGAAGAUAGGUUGGAAGAGGCAUUUGUUAAAAGAAUGAAGGAGAUCGUGCAUUCUGAGUUUGAUAACUUGAGCCAGGAUAUCAACUUGAAGAACUCUAUUCAGGCUAUUGUGGAGACCACAGAUCCAAAAGAAGAUCAGGAUGAUUUCCAAGCUUACUUAAAGAAACCAUCUAAUGGUUGCGGUAUUUGGUUCUCAGAGCCAAUUCAAAAGAAAACAGGAUUGCUUUAUGCACUUAAGCUGACAAUUUAUGAGAAUGACUUCCAGAAUAGCCUUAACACAUAUCUUGGACCUGAAGUUACUCGGAUCAGAGAUGUGGUGGACAACAAAUGCCGGAGCAUAAUAGAGGAUCUCAUAUGCUUUGUAGAAUCUCAUAACUCUAUUAUUAGGUUAAAAGAGUUGGCACCAUAUCUUCAAGAGAAAUGUUACAACAUCAUAUCUGUUUUGUUGAAGGAAAUUGGAGAUGAACUUGCACAGCUUUCUACUUCUUUAGGCAGCAACAAGCAGGAAAAUCAUUCUUUACCUCACUCGAUGCUUGUUGAGAGAUCGCUUUUUCUAGGGCGUCUUUUAUUUGCAUUGCAUAACCAUUCAAGUUAUAUACCACUAGUUCUUGGUUCCCCGCGACAGUGGGUUAAUGAUAUGACAGGUGUAGUCUCUGCUAGCCUACCAUCAUUUCCUCUGCCAGUGCAAUCUAAGGUGGUUUUUGAGUCCCCAAUCUCUUCUAUCCCUAAAAGGCAUACAUUUGACAGUUCCAAAAGUCCUAGAAGACAAUUUCUUGAUAAUCCAAGGAAGCAAACAAUUUCAGCUGCUGCUGCAUUGUUUGCAUUGGAUGACAGCACAAGCCCAAAACUUGAUGAACUCAACAAAAUUUUCCGAGAAUUAUGCAUCAGAGCUCAUAGCUUGUGGACUAUAUGGGUGUCUAAGGAUCUAGGACUGAUUCUUUCCAAGGAUCUGAAUAGAGAUGAUGCAUUAUCUGCAUCCACUCCUUUACAGGGUUGGGAAGUAACAAUCAUCAAACAAGACGAAUCCAAUGAGGGACCAUUGGAGAUGACAAUCGCUCUUCCUUCUGUGCCUUCACUCUAUAUCACCUCCUUUCUCUUUCAAGCAUGCCUAGAAAUUCAUAAAAUUGGAGGUCAUGUUCUUGACAGAUAUACACUGCAAAUGUUUGCAUGGAAACUUUUAGAGAAGGUGGUUGGUAUAUACGAAAGUUUCUUAUCAGCUGUGAAGAGUGGUGAAUCUCAUGUUUCAGAAAAGGGAAUCUUGCAAAUUCUGCUAGACCUAAAAUUCAUUGCUGAUGUUCUAUCAGGGGGCAAAGAUUCCACCACCAGUAGUCCUGAAUUAAAUGCCGCAGAGAAUUCAUCAAGAAAUGUAUCACUGAGUCCUUCGUUGAGAUGGAAGCAUCCAUAUGCCCAGUCUGAUUCUGCUAAUGUUGAGGCUGUUACAAGGCUAAUAAAUAGCUUCUCACUGAGGCUGGAUCCCAUUGAUUGGGCUACGUAUGAAUCUUACCUUUGGAAAAAUGAGCAGCAAUCAUACAAGCGAUAUGCUGUCCUGUUUGGCUUCUUGGUCCAACUUAAUCGCAUGUACACAGACACUAUUCAAAAAUUGCCUACAAAGUCGAAUACAGGCUCAAACAUCAUGAGAUGCUCCACUGUUCCUCGAUUUAAAUACCUUCCAAUCAGUGCUCCUGCCUUGUCUUCAAGAGGUGCACAUAAAUCAGCUCUGCAGGCAGCUGAUGAUUCCACAAUGAGGAGUUCUUGGAAAGCAAACACAAAUGGAGAACAAUUGUCAAAGUUCGAGUUUGAUGAUGGUACAAAUUUUGGAGUUGCAGCACCAUUGCUUAAGUCCAUAAUGACACAGGUUGGCAGCAAAUUUGGGGAGAGUACCUCUAGGUGGGGCUCCAUGCUGUCUGAUGCACAAGUCGGUAAGCUCAAGGACAGAUCUGCAGCUGCCAUGUCAACAUUUGGUGACAUUCUUCCUGGCCCAGCAGCCGGACUAUUGUCGUCUCUUACAUCAGGGGCUGCCAUGUUUGACACUUGAAUGCUGGUGGAUCUGUGUUUGUUCCAUAGUGAUUUUGAAAAUUGAUCAAAACCCAUCUUAUACUUCAUGAACUGGAGAGUAAUAGAGGCAGAUGUGUACAGCUACACUAGCACGUAAUUGGUGCAGUGAAGGUUUCUAUUCUUGAAGAUAUUGGAACUUCUCGGACCUGCGAAUCUCUCGGAAUGUUUGUAGUAGAAAUUGGACUGCAGCGUUGUAUAUGGUCCUGCAUCUACAUAGCACCAAAAUAAAAGAAAAAGGCGGCAUAUCCAGAAGGGUCCGAACCAUUUAAUCUUGUUUGGUAAGUUGUACGUAGUUAAUUCAAGGUAUGUUGGUAUCUGUUUUUCAUGAUUAUAUCGUCACCUAUGUCAUCACCUGAAUACAUAUUAGUCUCUUUUCGUUGGUCAUUCAGAAUGGUAGAGACGGCUUCCCAUGUAAUUUGUUCACAGAUUUUGUAUGUGAUUUUUGAAAUAAUACAGAGGUUUCAUAGUUAUAAAA